Pieris macdunnoughi is the source of this 750-nucleotide messenger RNA. NCBI's taxonomy places the organism in Eukaryota, Metazoa, Arthropoda, Insecta, Lepidoptera, Pieridae. The record is from the annotation of a GenBank genome assembly.
AUGCCGCUAGGAGCUGACGGAUGCGUCUCUCACACCGACGGAUGUGAGAAUACAGUGAACUGUUCAAUAUUUGGUCGGAAGAAGAAACAAGCUAAAGAUAAAUACUUAGCAAAACACAACGCUGUCUUCGACCAACUCGAUGUGGUGACAUAUGAAGAAGUCGUUAAAUUACCAACGUUCCAACGGAAAACUAUAGUACUCCUGGGCGCGCACGGAGUGGGACGCCGUCACAUAAAGAACACGCUAAUUUCUCGUCACCCGGACUUGUACGCCUACCCAAUACCACAUACAACACGCCCCCCGAGAACCGACGAAGAGAACGGAAGACAUUAUUACUUCGUAUCCCACGACGAAAUGAUGGCGGACAUCGCGGCUAAUGAGUAUUUAGAAUACGGCACACACGAAGACGCAAUGUACGGCACGAAACUGGAAACAAUACGUCGAAUCCACUCGGAGCGACGCAUAGCUAUUUUGGACGUUGAGCCUCAAGCGCUUAAGAUCUUACGCACCGCGGAGUUCGCUCCUUACGUCGUGUUCAUUGCUGCACCGCCUCUCAAUAACGUUGCGGAUUACGACGGCUCGCUAGAAGUACUAGUACGCGAGUCCGAACAGUUACGUCGGACGUACGGGCACUAUUUCGACCUGUCCAUAGUGAAUAAUGACAUUGACGACACUUUGGCCCAGCUCGAAGCCGCGUUGGGUCGUUUGCGAUCCACUCCCCAAUGGGUCCCCGUCUGCUGGGUGUAUUGA